AUGCGCUUUGAUGACCCGUUGGACUGGGUUCCCCGCGAUAUUAAACGCACUACAGGAAGACCGCCGACCCGAUGGUCAGAUUUCUUCACGAAGUCCUUAAAAGAAAAUUAUGAUGCUCUUCGUGUCUCACGUGAAAGGAGGAACCACUGGGCGACUCUGGCACGCGAUCGAGACAAAUGGAAGAAUUGCUUGGUGCCCGCUCGACCAGUUCGAAGAUCAACGGGAGUCAAGAUCGUCGGGAAUUCCGUCGCGUUGCCACGCUGUAUUCAACGUUUUCAUUUCAAUCCACGCGAACCUCUCAGAAACCGUACCCGUAUCUGGGAGAACGAUCUCUAUGAAAUGGGCCAGAUCGAGACGUGUGAUCCGCAUUUCGUUAUGCGUUUCUUGUUGACACCGGCGGUUCGUAGUGCUGCAUUUUAUGUCGGCUCUACGUUACUUUGUUCCCUUAUUGGGAAGGUUGUGGUCACACGGUUCUUUUUCGACUAUCCAGUGGUUAUUCUUAUGCUUCAAAUGGCCACUACUCUAUUUAUAGUAGAGCUGUUAAGGGUGUUAGGGAUUGUGAAGUUGUCCCCGUACAGUUUUGAGAAAGGUCGACACUGCUUCCUUCCUUCCAUCCUCUACUGUGUAGCGCAAUGGUUGACAUUGGUUGCAUUUGAAGGAAUUGGCCUUCCUGGUUUCGAGUCUGUGAAAAGGUUCACUCCGUUGGUGAUUCUUCUCGGAUCCACUGCGAUCUCUCGCCAGAGUCGCUUAGAUCAUAUACAGUUGAUCGGUGUUGCAGGGAUCUCGUUCACGUCCUUCUUGACAGUAAAUUUUGAAAUUUCACUCGACCAGUACUCGAUCUUCUAUGGACUUAUUGCUAUCGUUCUGCAAGGCGCUGCUUACAUGCAAUUCGAGUCUCUCUCCCAUACCUAUCAGGCAAUGGAGUUACUAUACAUGAACUCGUUCAAUUCACUGAUUAUAUUCCUGGUCGCAGAUAUUAUACAGGAUGAGAUCCGUGACGCUUUCAUGUACAUGAUGACGUCAGCGCAUCCACUUUUCGGUGGAGCUUUUGCUGUAUUAUUAAUCUCGUCAAUUUUCCUUCAAUACGCAACAUUUUCCUGCAUUGAACAGAACGGAGCGCUGAAUACACAAAUUAUUUCAAACGUUAGAGCUGCUUUCCAGAUUUUCAUCGCUUAUUUCCUGUCGCUCUAUCUUUUCUACGAUGUAUCGCCGGGUUUCCUAAACUACAUAGGUCUAUUGUGCACCGGAGCAGCAGCAUAUUAUCUCUACAAUCAGCGAAAUUCUGACUCAACUUUGGUGAAGAGUGCAUGGGCAAGCAAGGCUUGA
Messenger RNA from Necator americanus (New World hookworm), 1326 nucleotides. RefSeq lists its product as uncharacterized. Gene Ontology annotation, molecular function: antiporter activity. The transcript is spliced from 9 exons. The record is from RefSeq and is a predicted model, not a curated record. The coding region runs from base 1 to 1326 and encodes 441 amino acids. Gene Ontology annotation, cellular component: Golgi apparatus. NCBI's taxonomy places the organism in Eukaryota, Metazoa, Nematoda, Chromadorea, Rhabditida, Ancylostomatidae.